AGCCCCCAACAAUUCAUGUUGAAGCGUUUUGUCGUUCCUUUGUCCCGGACACAACAAAGUAUGCCCCAAGGAGGUAAAGGAAACUUUGAUUCAUUUCUACAAAAAGUACGGGAAGGAACCCCGGAAGAAGUAGAACAAACCCUGCGUCCUGCUCUCCAUUCCCAUCCAAAUCCAACUGAAAGAAGUUACCGCCAGAAACCGUCUGACGCCCUUGAAGCAGACGAUGCAUAUGAGGUCUGGAAACUUCUACCGCAUCUUAAUGGGUUAAGUAAGUUUAUCUACUCAGAAUUGAAGAGCCUCCGCGAGAACAACGGGAAGGAAGAUUUGCCGAGCGAAGAAGAUCGAUUAAACCUAGAUAUUCAAAGCAACCCUCUGUGCUUAAGUCUAGAAUGGCUGUGGAGGAAUAAUCCACAGUCUCCUCAGCACGAGGAAAGCGAGAAAGGAAGCAUCAUUGAAGCAGCUCUUGAUAAUGCUUUUCUACUGGAAAAAAUGGCUUCGUACAAAAAUCACUUCAGCCAUGAUAAAUACAUGGAUCGUGCAGAGGAAUGUGAAAAGUUUGCCAUAGACAUCGUUGAGCAAGUAAACGACAACAAAGAGCUGCUGCACAAAGUCAUGGAUAUCGACGGAGAGGGAGCUUUGGUGAAGGAGAAGUCCAAUGAUUUUAUUCGUAGCUUAAGUCUGCUCAAGAUGGCCGCUAAUAAAGAGCGCAAAAUGGUGAGUGGUAAAUUGAUAAGUCUAAUGAAUACACUGUUUGAAUUUACUGUGAAUUUGAAUUUACGUUACCAACUCAGUUGAUAGUACCAAAUUACCUCGUUAAUAAGUCUUCCAGGCUCCGCUUGAAAGUGAAAUUGAUUUUUCUCAGGCUUUAAUCCGCACUCAUAUAGGUAAAAUAUAACAAAAACUUUAUCUUGUAUUUUGUUGACAACCAAAAACGUUUAACGGUAAUAGAGACAUCAUGUAUUCGGAGAAAUUGAAUUCUCGGAAAACGAUAUGAAUAAAAAAACCGUCGUAAGUAAAUGUAAGAGGCCAAUUUAACUCAGCGAGAACAAUUCAUUCCUGUGGCCGGGGUACAAUUGAUAACGCACUUUGCUUUCAAAAUAACUUACAGAAUUUAGGCAAGUGAAAAUAGGGUAGGGGAUGUAAAAUGCUUCGCUUGUUAUGUAAUUUAUCUGUCAGAAAACAACGUUUUCCAUCUUUUGAGUGUGGCUAAGGUCCGUUUGCCUGCGUCUCUGGCAUAGCUGUUUAGAUGGAGGUUAAGGUGGCUCAGCCGCAAGCAUCCGAGGAAUGAUGUUUAUUCGACUGAACUUGCAUUCCUCUCAUAAGCCUCUCAAUAAAUCAAGUCGGCUUGGUCAAACACAGGACACCUCAUCAUAAACGCAUUACCACACACCCAAUGAUUAAACUGAGCACCUUCGUAAAAACUGUGCAUUGCUGCAUACGAAAGAAAAAGGAAGACCUCUUUAAAAAGAAAAUUUGGCUUGUUUGUCAUUGAGAAUUUUGCGCCAGAGUUUACGAUUUUAAUUUGCGAAAGUAUGAAAUCGAUGCUCAUUAUCUUUGCAGGAUCUAAAUCAUAUACCGGAAACGUCAGACGUAUUUGACAUAACGGAAAAGACAGGGAAAGAAAAAUGACAACUAGCAGACUUAACGUCUUUCAAAUUUAACAAAGUCUCUGAGUAAUAGAUCAUUCCCCGUACUUUCGUGAGUUUACACUCCAUUUAAUUGUUAAUUUUCAAUUGUUCCCGGCGCUUCGCCUCUGAACAUUCUCAGAUGAUCCCCAGAACUUGUAAGGGUGGCGCCGGUUAGAAAUUUCAGUAGUUUUACGCGACAGCAGCACUAAAAACGCAAUAAACUAUUUUGGUCAGGCAACGUCAGACUCUCUCACAAAGAGGACGCGAGGCGCAAAAGCAAAUUUAAACCUUUCUGAGCCUAUUUUCACGGAAUUAACCUUGGACGAAACCUCGCUUGCAAACAUUAACCUCGAAGAUCGGAAUAAGAAAAUGGCUGAGUAUAAAAUUGGAUUUCAUUGCAAAUCCAAAGUGGUAUGUUUUUCCAAGAGCUGUCUUACCCUCAAUAACAAGCAACUACGCGAUUCUCAAACCUGCUAAUACUGUUGAAUUUCAGCAUCAAUUCAGGGAAAUUAAUUUUCUCAUAAUAAACCAAACAUUUCUCUAACACUAGCCAAUUGUUGUCUAUCGUCUAGCAUUGACAAACAUCAGCAUUUUUUCACGCCUUCUUUUGUACAAAGCCGCUCACAAGGAUUUCAUUUUGACCACAGUUUCACUUUGGUUUUACUUGAUUUUCAGUUUGUGGCAAGCCCAAACUGUCAAUUUGUUCUUGACGAAGUCAUCUACCACGGAUAUCCUGGUUGGCGAAAUAGGGGAAUCGGGAUUAAAGCAGCCUGGUGCUUGUUUCAACUUUUACUCGUCACCCUUACGAUCCUCUUUUACAUCCCACUUAAGUUAAUUCGCAAGAAUUUCCCGUGCUGCUCUGGAUUUGACUCCGACUGGCUGAAAAAGCCGUACCACUGGCUGAUAAUGCGGUAUGAGCAUCCUUACUCGAAGUUUCUUAACCAUACCAUGUCAUACAUUAUAUUUUUGGCUUUAAUCUUUGGGUCAUCUUUUGAGUACAAGUAUGUGCCUGGCAGAGCAGGCCUUACGUGGAUUGGUAAGUUGAUUUCAUCUGAAUAAUCCAUUUCAAAUCUUGUGUUCUUUAAAGGGCGAAACGGAAACUUGUGUAAGAUACAUUUUAUUUUGAUAGUUAGUCGUCACGCAAAAUCCAAAUAAGUAAUGUAAGAGGAAAUUUCUUAACACAGAAAGUCGUGAUUUUAUCUUGCCGCUUCCCACCAACAAAAUCCAGGGGAAUUUGAGUGCUUUUGAGUCCAAUUGUUUCAGAGCCCCAAUAUUGUAAAUUAGUACGAAGAUACAUCGAAAACUUCAGUGAUUAGAUUCAGAGAACCAUUUCCUUGGAAACAUAAAAAUUAUUAUGACAGACAUUGUAGGUAGAUGAGAAAAUAAGAUUCUGCCCUUCAUGACUUGCAAUUUGAAUGCAUCUAUUUUUCUAACACUCGACAAAUAUUAAGUAAAUAAAUCAUCCUUAAUGCGGCUGGCAUGUCGGCUGAUAAUGUCCACGGCUGGUGUAUUUUCUGAAAAAUGACUAUUUGGCUUAAGAGAGAAGCUACGAGGGCAAUCCCUCAGCCGAGGACAUUAUCAGCAGACAUAACGGCAAGCCAGGAGAGGGUUUAUUUACUUUCUAACCCUCUCAUUGAUUUUUGUACCGGGGAUUGACAGCAAAUUUUGUUUAUUUCUCGUACUUUUCAAAGUAGCAUUUGAGAUCAGCUUUUUAAUGUUACUAUUACAGGACUCUACAGUUCGUUUUUCUUUCUAUAAACCGUAAUAAAAAUGAGAAAGUGAAACCCCUGAGCUUGCUUUUUCCGUUGCCUGUGUUCCUUUUCGACGGAAAUAAUCGGAGCACAAAUAUUGAUGCGAACGGGGGAUUUUUUGCGUGAUAACUUCCAGGUGAUUUUGUACCACGUGACGAAAAUUAGCCUAUAGAAUCAGUCGGAAAUUAAUGAGUGGGCUGUAAUUAACACCAAAUUGCUGGGGAGGAAGUGGGAUUGUCGAGGGGAUUUUCAACUAAAUUCAAUGAGCCUGAGGUGAUUAAUUGUUUAGUAUAAUUUUUCAGGUGCUUCAGAAUUCUGUUGUAAAUUCGUUUUGCUGUUGAAACCAUCCUAUUACAGUCCUCGUAUAGAGAUAAGCAACUAGUUUCCUCAGAAUUAUAUUUUCUUCUUUCAUGUUUAUCACUUCCUUAGUAACAUUGACAAACGCAAGGUAGCUGUUUUGACUAUUAUGGGCCCCUGCUCUAAUCACCUCGCACGAGGUGAUUAUGGUGAGAUAUGGUGCAAUCCUCAACCUAUUUGAGUGCGUGUCUUUCUAUACACACCUGAGCAAUUAUAGUAAACAGAAAUAUCGGUAAGCGCUAUCAUAACAGGUGGGCUGCAACGCUUGCCUUUUGAUUUCAUACCUGACAAGAUCUAGGGGACAUAUCCACAGGAGAACUGCAUUGGAGUGCAAGCAUUUUGGAGUUUGCAAUUAGUCCUUGUUCAUGGGUAAACAAAGAGAGUACAUCAGCUUUACUUAUAACUGGAUUAAUAACUUCUACCCACAGAUUUGGUUAUAAUGCCCUUCGUCCUUGGCCUACUAAUACAGGAAAUCGUGGAAGCCUGGAGGCAAGGUGCUUUCAUUUACUUCUCAAAGUGGUGGAAUGUUGUUGAUACAGUGAUUAUCCUCACAUUCAUAGGGGCCUACGGUCUAUGGUUGAUCGCGUGGGGCGUUUACGGAGAGUGGAAGCCUGAAAAAAAGUUUUCAUCUAUGCAGAUGGCAUUUAUGCCAGUGCUUGCGUCGUGGCCUAUUUUCAUUUGGCACACUUUUUCCAGGUCAAUUCAACGCUGGGUCCCUUACAGCUGUCACUUUACAAAAUGCUGAGAGAUGUCCUUAAGUUUCUUGCCAUCUUUCUCCUUCUAUACUUUGCGUUUGCUACUGGGGUGGCCAAGAUUUACUCGUACUAUGAAGCCUCUCAAAGAGAGCUCUAAAAGCGGGACACCGAAACCACUGACUACCAGCUUUCUCAUCCAUUUUCAUUGUGAGUAUUCCAGAAUAUCUUUGGAUUUUUCUCAUAGGUGGUUGUCGAACUAAGUUUCGGUUUCAAACUAUUACUGAACACCAUUUUGUUUCGUGCUUAAAAUUUAUUUAAAUAACAUGUUUCCAUGAAUGAAAAACUUGAAAUAUUUCCCAAAAUACUGGGUAUUUUUAUUCCCAUACAGCCUUUUAACUUUCCUUUGCGAACUAAGAGACGAUCAGGAGUGAUAAACAGACAGAAACUUUAAAAAAAAAACUGGAACUGACGACGCCUGUUAUAUAUAUUUCAAAGUUGUUUGCCCGUUGCAAAAUUUGAUUAGUCAUGAACUCAUAUUGAUAGCAAAGCCUAGUCCACGGCUAUAGCAUUAGUUUCUAUAAAAAAAAAAAAAUGAGAUAACAUUUCGUUCUCACACCUUUUUUCAGACAUGCCAACACUUUCAUUGUCUUGUUCUGGUUGCUGUUUGGUGGUGGUGGACAGGAAGAGAGCAUUUCGGUGCAGGAUCAAGACUUCACUCUCAUAACCAAGUUUGGUCGCGUAUUUAUGGGAGCCUACGUCAUAUGUACCAUCCUUGUUGCCCUCAGCAUGCUGAUUGCUAUGAUGAACGACUCAUUCCACGAAAUCAAGGUAAUUUUAAAGGGUUAGUUUGGUGCUAAGUUAUUCUACAAAAAACCAGAGACAAAAACUAAAAAGUUGACGCAAAACAACUGACAAAAGUUUAGGUGUCUCUGUAAUCAAAGUACAAGCUUCUUUUGAAAGAUGAUUUGGUUUUAUCAAUUGCUGACCGUUAUCAUCUCUUUGUCAGUGAGAAAAGAAGAAGGGUACUGUGACGUAAAGCUGACGUUCGGAAAGUCACCUGUAGAAACUUUCUAGGUGACCAAUUUACAUUAUCAACUCAGAUAAUAAAAAAACCAAUUAUCUUGUAGUACUCUCCACCAACGCAGCAUCAUACUUUGGUCAAAAACUUACCCAUUUAUUCAUUAAACAUUUUUUAACGAUCACCAUGGCAAUGCAGACUAAAUAUUAGAAAAAUAUGAUCACCGAAAUCGUUUCAGAGUCACAUGCAAAAGAGAUGAUUACGUUCAAAAUGCAAGGUACCGGUUCCACUUAACAAGCUUUGGACACCCCCCUUCUCCCCGCUAUAAAUUAACAACACAAACAAACAAGUCUGACAAUAACCCCCCUGCAAGCUUUAGUUAGGGAAAUUUCCCCAACUUCAGCUCUAGUCUCUGUACAAGAUCCAAGUUGUUGUCUGUUUUUCAAUGCUCAGUUAAACGUAACAAAUGCGCUUUUUCUCAGAAAAACGCUGUUGUAGAGUGGAAAUUUUCAAGAACCCAGAUGUGGCUGGAAUGGAUCGACAAAGGCAACUCUGUUCCGGUUCCAUUCAAUAUUCUAUAUGUGGUUCUGUACAUUUUCUUUUGGUUUUGGUGCGGCUGUCGUGAAUCACUGUGUUUCAAAUGCAAAGAGGUACGAAAUUUAAUUUUAAACUGCACCACCCCUACUUUUCCCCUCUUUAAAUAAGCCAAAUGAAUGUCCUGUGAUAUCUAAUUUUGGCAUUCAGCGUUUGAGCGUACAGAGAGCAGACUGGUUCAAUUGGCCACUUCAAAUCGUUUGUCUAGCCAAUUAGAGCACAUAAUAAGUAGUGCGUGGUUAACAAAAUCUUUAACACUCAUUUCCAAUUUAAAAUGUUAUCCUGGUGAAGAAAUCAGUCUAAUUCUUGUAAAAAAAAAAUUAGGUAAAAAAAUCGAGAAAAAUUAAGAGAUUGUGCGAUGAUUUGGAUGCCUAUUUGGUGGUGAAUAAUAUCCAUAGUUGGUUAAUUCGAAUGCAAGCGUCAGCAGGCGUUCAGUCUUACUACAAUUUGACGUCAUUUAAGAUCCAUAACUGAAAAGGCGUAGGUCAAAUGGAAUCUAUUUGUUAACCAUAUACGUGAAUUUAUUACUCUUUUUAAUAAAAACAGAAUAACCAAGUCUCGAGAGAAGGUAUUCCCGGAUGCAAUUUUGAAAUAUGUGACGGCAGCAAGGACUCAGAAACUUCCGAUAAGAAGGUACCCUUAACAAUUUUUUGUAUAUUUGUUUAUUUGGAAAUAUUUCUGAAGGUGUAACAUAUCGUUAAGUAACCACAGUUCGCUGUAAUAAAAGAAUAACACAACUCUAGUAUGAAAAGUUCAGAGACUGAUUAAACUAAUUAACUGACUCAGAGCUAACCAAUCGACGUUCACGAAAUGAACCCUUCACUUGGGUGGGAUUUGUCACUAAAUUAACAAAAAAUUUAUUUGGGGCAAAAAUAUGCACGGAUAUUUGUUCACGAUCAAUAGCUAUUCCGAGAGAUCGAGUAAUUUAAGGAACAGAUGAUGUCCCACGACAACUAUACGACAAUAUUUUGAAGCCGAAAAGAUCCUACCGUGUUUAUCAGCCUUCAAGCAUUUGUUUUAUUAUUACAUUUUUAGCGGGACAAAAAGGUUGGCGUCAAACACUUGUAAAGCGUGGGAAGGGGAUAUUUGAUAAAUUAUAAAUGAAAUUGACAAGUUUUCAACGAAAUGGGGGUAAACGCGGUAGACAUUUACCGAGCCGCAAAGCUGCGAGGUAAUAUCCACCACUUCUACCGACGCUGGGGUGAAUAAUUGUUUUAGUAUAUACCACACAGAAACCAAAACAAUGCUUUAUAUAUCCCAAUAUACCGAAAAAUUUUAACCUAACCCUUGACGUACGAUUUUGCUUAUUUGGCUGUUCCGAGUUGAAUGGUACUUGUUAAUUACCUCCGAACUAGCCAAUCAGCGCUCUUGAAAAGCACUAUUCAGCUGAGUAUUAGAUACUAAGGUGAAAAAUCUGAAUCGAGCGAAUAGAAGUUAAUUUUCUCUAGUCUCCACUUUAUCUAACUGAGGAUCAGAAGGAAAGUAAGGACCUUUAAAGCAAACGAGGGUUUUAACUCAAGGUAACCUUGUUCGAAACAUUCCUAAUGAAGCCUCGGUAGAUGAAUGCUGGUUACCACCAUGAUCAACAUGAUUAAUGAAAGUAAUAGAACUGAGUGGACUCCAAUUUGGCCUGUAAUCAUACGAGUGAUUAACAAAAUCGGACGACAGCAAAGCGAGAGUCCGAUUUGUCAAUCACGAGUAUGAUUACAGACAGAAUUGAACGACACGAAGUCCUGUUACCAAUUAAUCAUAACUGUUACAAUUUCCGAAAACAAAAAAUACAUUUAGGACAAAAUAUGUGCAGAAGAGACAUUCUCUAGGUAAAAAAUUCCUCAACUUUGGAAGUUCCAUUAUUUUUUUGGAUAAAUUAUUGUUGCUAUGGUUAUUGUGAUUAAUUCUGUCAUUGGUGGAUUUGACUGAAAGGACUAAGUAUGAUUGGCUGCUUCAACUGUCCGAUUACAGGUUUCUGAUUGCAGGUUUCUGAUUACAGCCAACUGUCCGAUUACACUGUCCAAUUACAACUCUACAGAAUGAUUAGUGAAAAAUAAAGCAGCUAAUGCACUGAUUAUGGUGAUGGUGAUGAUUAUGCAAUUUAUUGGCAAGCUCUCGUGUACUAAUACUAAUGCCAUUUAAUUAAUUAUUCUUUCGUUUCACUCUAGUCAAUGAAUCAGGAACGCCUUAAAGCAGUAAAAACUUUGGUCGUAAAAUAUCUGAAAAAGCACUACGAAGCCAAAUGGAAUGAAUGCAGGGCAGCAACUACCUGAAGGGACUCUGAAAAGGAUCUACCAUCAGUGUGCUCAGGCUGAAGAUAAUCCUUGUUUUUUUUGUUUUGUUUUGUUUUAAAUGUGAACAGACCGAUGUUUUACCGUAGUCCGUACAGUUUUCGUUUCUUGAUGCUAGAUGGUAGUCUUUCUCUUUGGCCAGAGUUGACGAAUGCACACUCUGUAGGAAAGCUAGUGAAGAUUUAAUGAUAUACAGUCGAAAGUUUUUGGGGUAAAAAAAAGUUGAGAAGCCAACUUCAACGUUUUAAAAACGGCUAUUAUCAACAGAGGUCCCCAAAUUUGUAAUGACCACAAUUGUUACUUUAAGAAUGAUGAUUAAUUUCUGAAAUCAGAAAAUUUAAAGUAUACUCUAGAUGCAGUUUCAACUCCAUCUUCUCCAUUCCAAAGUAUCUAUCUUUGCUUGAGUGUUACCACGAUAUUAGCUUAAGAUUGGCUAAACCACUUUGAAAGACGGGAGGUUUACAUAUGGGUAUUUCGAAAUAAACCAGGUUCUAGAAGGAUUUGACUGAUGAUUACAUACUAAGUUAAAUUACGCACGCAUUUGAUUGGUUAUUUCUCAUGAUCUAUUUGUGGACAGACGCAUAGAUGACGUCACUAUUAGCAACACUUUCUUUUUUAUCAUAUAAAACAGAUAGAUUCCAUGGUGCCGUGGGUUUAUUCUAUACUAACAGGGACCUUAAGCAAACCACGAUGGCGACGGCAGCGAGGACGUGACGAAACAAAAGAUCUAACGAGCAGUACAAUAGCUUAAUCAGAACGUGCAUUUUUAAACUGUGCACAUUUCUUCGCCGUUCUCUGCAAAAUAGCAACGUGAAAUCAUCAAAAUUUGCGUGGUCCGAGAAAGGAAACCCUAACGGCAAAUUAUUUCAGUUUCUAUUUGGAACUCAACGCCGCCCUCAUACUUUAUACUGAGGUUAACGUACGGCGCCGUAAGAGAUGGUAAACACAUGCAGUCAGUCAGCGAAAUUCCAACUAAAAAUUUGUAUUCAUUUUUAAAUAGACGUCUUCCUUGGCGUCCUAACUGCUAAAGGUCCUUAAUAGAUCACUGAAGACAUCAAAAUAUAGUAAGAAUAUCAGGACACUCGGCCGUAUUUUUUACGUUCCGUUUAAGGUUCUUAUCACAAUUUGAUGUCAUCUGUGAUCUAUUACUGAACAGAAGCACAUGUUGGCUGGAUAAUGUAUGUAUAUUACGUAAAAGUUACAUGUAAAUCACUUCUGGGAGUUAAAGGGUUAAACAAAUCAAAACUAGAAGCAAAUAGUUGAAGAUGAGCCAAAGGAAGCUAGUAGAUCCUGACAGGCUGGUAUCACCAGUUCAAUCGGAAUGUAUUGUUACUUUUAGUUAACCUGGUUCCUGUUAGUUUUUUUCUAUUCUCAGACAAGAAGAUUGAGUUUCAGACUCCAAAUACUUAUACAUAAGGAACGAGUGAUUUGGCCAGGUUUAUGCCCGCAGUUGUCGACUAGCCAUUGUUGUCAAGACCUUUUCAGUCAAGAUCUUUGUUCAUGGCCCAUAUGUCUCAUAUGUCGACAGUUUGCAGGAGACAGACGCAGGAAACCCUUCAUCACACAAAGCCAUAACUAUCAGGACUCUACCACGACGAUUGCAGCUAGUAUACAACACGACAGACAACUUAUCCGACGAGAACAAAUACCUUGACCGUGGUUUUUCAAAGAACAUCUACCAAAACAAACGAAACCGCAACUCCGACGACUACAGCGACUAUACAGUAAAUAAAGGGCAUGUCUGAGAACCGCGCCGAACUCUGGGAGUACUUUUCGCGCGUCCAACUCGCGGAGUUCCGCGCGCUAGCUAGCAUUUGAUUUUUUGGCUGAUUUUUGAAACUCGCGCGACGGACAUAGCCGAAAAAGGGGAGCUGGUCGAAAUUAACAAAGAUGAAGCCUGAUUUCACACUUAAGACUCCACAGGUUCGAAAGCUUGACACUUACACACUAGACUCUGUAAAUUCAUGGCUAUAAUUUUCAAAAUAAUUUACCAUUUAAAUGUUAACAUAUUUUAAUCAACAUUUUUAUGUAUUAUGAUACAUAUAAGUCAAGUACGACGUUAUAUUAAAAUUUGUAUGUAUCCAUAAUGAGGG
Molecule: messenger RNA, 10418 nt
Organism: Pocillopora meandrina
Lineage: Eukaryota; Metazoa; Cnidaria; Anthozoa; Scleractinia; Pocilloporidae
Source: the annotation of a GenBank genome assembly